Messenger RNA from Letharia columbiana, 657 nucleotides. RefSeq lists its product as uncharacterized. Gene Ontology annotation, molecular function: peptidyl-tRNA hydrolase activity. Bases 1 to 657 code for a protein of 218 amino acids. The transcript has a single exon. Lineage: Eukaryota; Fungi; Ascomycota; Lecanoromycetes; Lecanorales; Parmeliaceae. The record is from RefSeq and is a predicted model, not a curated record.
AUGACAAAGUCCAACAAGUGGACAAAAGCAUCCUCGCCUCCCUCAACGCCCUCACCUAUUCCAAAGCCUCCAAGUGUAGCUGACCCACAACGCAUGCUCCGUCGGCCCCUCUUGGUCGCCUCGCUCGGCAAUCCACCCCCACUAUACAAAAAUACCCUUCACUCCGCCGGCCACACACUACUAUCCUCCCUCCAGCAGUAUCUCUCCUACCCGCCCUUCGCCAAAAGCCGCCCUCACGGCAACGGUCUUUUCUCUAGUGGCAAUGAUAUCACCCUCUGGCAAUCACCCACUCUGAUGAACGUCAGCGGCCCAGCCGUUGCUACUGCCUGGAAGACCUUCCUACGAGACCUGCCAAACGAAGAUCGCACAAGGGCGAAGUUGGUCGUUGUACACGAUGAACUAGAGAGUCCGCUGGGGAAAAUAAAGCUCAAGGUUGGUGGGAGCGCGAGGGGGCAUAACGGGCUCAAGAGUUGUGUAAGCAGCCUGGGAGGCAUGGCAUUUUCGCGGAUUGGAGUUGGGAUUGGUAGACCAGAGAGUAGGGAGAGCAGGGAUGUUGCGAACUAUGUUCUGAAGAAGAUGAGUGUGGUGGAAGUGCAGAAGGUCAUCAAAGGGGUGGAGGAGGUAGUAGAGAUUCUCAUGAAAAUGCAGGAAGAAUGA